Exaiptasia diaphana is the source of this 3981-nucleotide messenger RNA. Its product is annotated as mucin-5AC. Gene Ontology annotation, biological process: non-canonical Wnt signaling pathway; canonical Wnt signaling pathway. The record is from RefSeq and is a predicted model, not a curated record. The transcript is spliced from 6 exons. Bases 78 to 3527 code for a protein of 1149 amino acids. NCBI's taxonomy places the organism in Eukaryota, Metazoa, Cnidaria, Anthozoa, Actiniaria, Aiptasiidae. Gene Ontology annotation, cellular component: plasma membrane. Gene Ontology annotation, molecular function: Wnt-protein binding; Wnt receptor activity.
GUUCAUUCAAUGUUGACUCACUGAUCAAACAAACACGAUAUAAGGGGAAGGGAGUAUUUUCUGGAUAAAUAUCCUGCAUGGCUACUAUCCAAGUCAUUCAAGUUUUGCUUGUUUGCGUUAUAUCACCUUCGUCGGCAUCAGACUCAUUGCUACCAAAACCUUCAGUAGUUUACACAAGCCAACAUAGUGCUCUAAUAGAAUGGCCAGAUAUCAAUUCAAAAUCCGAUCACUACAUCGUUGAAUAUGGCAAAGACUUCGAACACUCAAGAACCUUUCAAAUUUCCAAGAAAACCAACACAGCAAUGAUUCAUGGAUUAAAUCCGGACACCUCAUACCGAGUCCGCGUUAAGGCGCCAAAUGUAGAUCCGGGACCUUCUCUUCGUUUUCGUACCAAACCCUACGCCGUUAGUUUUGCGGCACCUGUAGUGGAUGUGAAACCAAGGCCUUAUAACCAGUUGCUCGUGACCUGGAACCUACCACCAGGAAUGCGUCCCUCGGAUGUAGUACACUUUAGCUUGAUUUACAGUCCUUUGUACUCACCAUUUUUCAUGAAAACGUCCCUUGUGCUGCCGGGACACUAUCGAAAGUUCGAAUUAAAGUUCUUGCGUCCUGGUACUGUGUACAAGGUUAAGCUUGCUGCACUGCUUAAGACAAGAAAAGGGCCUUAUAGUACAUGGGUAAUGGAAAAGACUGAAUCCAUCGGUGUCACAGGACCAGUACCUAAAACAACAGUGACUUUGAAAACUACACCUUCGACACUUGGCCGCACAACGACGAUGGCAUCAAAAGUCUCAAAUCAAAGAACGCAUCAAAGUAUUCAUCAAACUACUGAACAAGUAACUACACGACAACAAGUGAUAAAAUCACAAGCCACCGAUCAAACAACUACUUAUGACUCACCACAACCAACCCAACAAAGUUUACCGCAAACUAGUGAACAAUCAACUACAUCCAAAAGUACCAAAGUAUCAACUUCACGGCAAACGUCAAAGCAGACUUUUAAGAAGACAACAUCACCAAUUCACCAAACAACUCUACAUCAUACCGACAAAACAUCGUCACAAACUGCAGACCAAAUUUCAUCACAAACUACCGAACGAUUCACAACAUCACAACCUGUUCACUAUACAACUUCACAAAUUACACAUCAAACUCGACCAAAAACAAUUAAUGACACACAAUUAAAAACAACUCACCAAGCAACACCACAGACCCCUCCAACGUCAGCACCAAGCACUUACCAAACAGCACCAACACAAACCAUUAAAGAGAUUUCAACGACGUUUCAAGAUACCCAUCCAAGUGAAGGAACGUCGCCAUCAACACAAAGUAAAAGACCUAGUACCGCUAUACCAAAAGAGGCGGCGCCUCCAAAGAGCGCAAAGCCAACUUACCAACUGAUAACCGACACAAAAGAAAAAGAAUCAACUAUGUCACCUACCACAGUUCUUAUGGAAACUCCACGACCAACUAUGGCUGAACCAGAAGGGAGAUGUGAGCGUAUUAUACCCGAUUCCAUAUGCAGUGAUAAUGGGUAUCAAAAUACAAAGGUUAUAUUUAAAAAAGAUCAACGACAGAUGAUAAAACACGUAGAAAACGUUUGGUCAGUGAUGGCUUCGGUUUGUAAAGACCGGGUGAACUUAAAGCGGUUUCUCUGUGCUGUCAAUUUUCCUUAUUGUAGUGUAUUAAUCGAUUUACCUAUCCUACCAUGUCGCUCAAUGUGCACUAUAACAAAGACUAGUUGCAACUUGCAAAGCAAUGACAUCUGGCCAGCUGAAUUGGAUUGUGAUAACUUUCCAGAAGUUGGCAAAACAAUGUGUGUUUCUUUUGGUCGCAAUGGUGACAAACCAGAAUUGUCAACCACAAGUAGUAUUUUAACGAGUGUAACAACACCCACUACUGAAAUGGAAAUAAAAACCAAGACGAGGAAACCUGAAUCCAGUUCCUCGCUGAGUCCAAUCAGCACAUUAGCGACACCAAGAACUAAAACAUCUCUGAAAAACAUCACAACUGCAGAAAUACCAACUGAUGGUAAUAUCAUAUCUACAAUUGGUACGAAAAAAGUUAAAACUGAAACAGAAACUGAGAAAACUGAGAAAACUACUCUUGAACCAUCAACACUGAAAGCUGCAAUCAUUACAGAGAAUAUUUCUACUGAACCAUCAACAAAAAGACCUACAGUUAAAUCAAUAACAGAUGAAAAGACCAGUACAGACAUAAUUCCCACGGUGAAUUCAACUGGGAAAGCUGAUUUUAGUAAAGAGAAAAUUAUAACUGAAGAACAAUCUAGGGAAGAUGUCACAACAGCUGAAACGAUGACUACAGAUGGUGUACAUACAACAGCAUCAGCAACGUUAGCAACAAAUAAGUCAACAAACGAAAAUAUCAAUAAUGGAGGAAUAGAUAUCUCCACUGCUUCAUCCUUAAAACUGUCAUCAACCACUUCAGAACAGACUUCUCCACCAUCAACGGCGCCAAACCCUGUACCAUCGGCUACGCGUACCACACCACUUCCAAAAUCAACACUGGGAACUACACCUUCCUCUUUACAAAUGUCUUCAACCGGAACAAGUACCAAGUAUUACCCACCACCAACUGCUGUAGCGUUACCACCUUCACAAACCACACGAUCAUUAUCAAGAACCGGGGUGCCCUCUGCAGGACUGCGUUCACCAUUAUCAGGAAGAUGCGAGAAACUUAAGUUAAUCAUGUGUAAUGGGGUGGGGUACAAAUGGAUUCAGUUUCCUAACUACUUUAAUCAAACUCACCAACACGAUGUUGACCGUUCAAUUUACCACUACUGGCCUUUGGUGGAAGUCCAAUGCUCUAAGUUCUUCACACACUUUCUUUGUUCUUUCUAUACUCCUGUCUGUACCGACUUACUACCAAGGAAUAAAGCAACAAUAAAAGGCAACAUCUUACCUUGCCGAUCACUUUGCGAGAAGGUUAAUCGAGAAUGUGGCCCUUUAAUGCAAACAUACAAGUUCACUUGGCCCGAAGCCAUGGAUUGUGAGAAACUUCCGGAAGAUGGAAAAGAAACCUGUUACUAUCCCAACUCUGAUUUGGUCGAGUUUGCCAAACCAACACCAAAGCCAGUUCAGUCAACUGAUGUGCAUUUAGGAACCAAUGGCUGCCAGGAAGUCUCUGUUGACCACGUUUGCAGGAAGCAUUACCUGACAGCUACUUUGUCAAACAUGUCCAAGUCGUUUCAAACCGUAAACACAGCAAUUAAGUACCGUAUUGCCAUGUUUAAGAAAAAUGGRAGCAGAAAAUGUCUACGAAAUCUUGAAUUGUUCAUGUGUUCAUUAUAUGCUCCAAGAUGUUCCAGCGAUUACGAGCCGUUGGGACCCUGCCGUUCACAAUGUAAAACCACUGCUAGAAGAUGCAGUUUCAUUUGGAAAGAAUUAGACACCUUACUUCCUGAAUUGAACAAUUGUAGACAAUUCCCACUUACAGGGUGUACAGCGAAUAGGCACAGAAUGGGAAAAUUAGGUACCAAACGAAAAUCUUCAAUUGAAACCCAUUGAGAAGUUCUAGACACUAUAUAAAUUAGUAAAUGGACACAGCAAAUGUAUGUAGGAAAAUAAAAUCUUAACUUUUCAUUGUGUAAGCACAUGCACACAGGUAGACCAGAAGUUCUGAGUUUAGGCAUUUUUACCGAUAUAACGACAUUUCUAAAAUGAUAUUUCUUCUUGGGUGUCUCAAUAUUGGAGCACUAAUAGUGAGUCAAAUACUUCUCGGAAACGUGCUUAAAAUACAACGCUAAGUAAGAGAUGUUAUAUUCAAACUUUACAUAUUUCUGCGUCAUGAUAUUUUUUGACAUAUUUCUCAAAAAACCCUCUCUUGAUGCAUAAUUUUGGGCUGCCUGUAUACAUACAUCGUUUGUACUGUGGAGGUUUGGUUCAAUUUGUGAGAAUUUUACAACUAGUCACUAUCAAAAAAUUUUAAGGUGAACAUAGAUUAAACAUUUUCUUUAAUGUG